Messenger RNA from Gekko japonicus, 591 nucleotides. It is a transcript of the gene C1QL2, whose product is annotated as complement component 1, q subcomponent-like 2. Lineage: Eukaryota; Metazoa; Chordata; Lepidosauria; Squamata; Gekkonidae. Gene Ontology annotation, molecular function: protein binding. The coding region runs from base 1 to 591 and encodes 196 amino acids. The record is from RefSeq and is a predicted model, not a curated record. The transcript has 3 exons.
AUGCAGCCCGAUCCGAAGGAGGUGUACACGGACGUCAAUGGGGCUUACCCCCGGGUAAGUCGGUGUGCCUCGACGGGGGACUCGCGUCGGCUCCACGGCCGAGGCUGGCGCUGGGGAGAGGGCAGCAGCAGCAGCAGCAGCAGCCCGCCGCCGGGCGGGGAGGUGACGGGCUCCCUGAGCGCAGCCUUCAGCGGCCCCAAGAUCGCCUUCUACGUGGGCCUGAAGAGCCCCCACGAGGGCUACGAGGUGCUCAAGUUCGACGACGUGGUGACCAACCUGGGCAACCACUACAACCCCUCCAGCGGCAAGUUCACCUGCCAGGUGCGCGGCAUCUACUUCUUCACCUACCACAUCCUCAUGCGCGGCGGCGACGGCACCAGCAUGUGGGCCGACCUCUGCAGGAACGGGCAGGUGCGAGCGAGUGCCAUUGCUCAAGAUGCAGACCAGAAUUACGACUAUGCCAGCAACAGUGUGGUGCUGCACCUGGACUUGGGGGAUGAGGUCUAUGUCAAACUGGAUGGCGGCAAAGCCCACGGAGGCAACAACAAUAAGUACAGCACUUUCUCUGGCUUUCUUUUGUACCCCGAUUGA